ACACUAUCUACUACCUUAUUGACAGUUGCUCUAUAAAAGGGUCUAUGAGCUCAAGAGGUACUCAUUCACUAACCACUCCCGUUCUAUAAGUAAACUAGACAAGUAUUUAAUCAUCUGGAAGAAAUGGCACAGGCUAUGUUGAAGCCUUCUUUACAAGGAGAGGUUGAGGCAGAUAUUGAGAUCAAAGCUCCGGCCACGAAAUUCUUCCACAUGUUUGCAGUGAGACCACAAGAUGUGUCUAAAGCCUCUCCUGAAAAUGUCCAGGCAUGUUGUGUCGAAGGGGGAGAGAUGGGAAGAGUUGGCACUCUCGUCAGCUGGAACUAUGUUCAUGAUGGGAAGCCAAAGUUUGCCAGGGAGAGGAUCGAGGCAGUGGACCCGAAGAAGAAUAUGAUCAAGUUCAGAGUGAUAGAAGGAGAUCUGAUGAAAGAGUUCAAGAGCUUCCUAUUCACGAUCCAGGUGACUCCGAAGCAAGGAGGACUUGGAAGUGUGGUGAAAUGGAACAUGUCAUACGAGAGGAUUGACGAAAGCGUUGCUCACCCGGAGUCUCUGCUCCAAGUGGGUGUAAAAAUGGCCAAAGACAUCGACGAAAUGCUCUCAUCUAAGGAAUAGACACUCGUCCAACAUCUACAUAUGUAUCUAUCUUUAUGUCUUUGGGUGUUUUCUAAGUAUCAAUAAUGUGCUCUCUCUAGAUGUAAAGAGAUUUGAGUGAUAUGAAAAUGUGUUAUCAGAAAUGUCUAUUUAUUAUGUUUUUGGGUGAUAA
Molecule: messenger RNA, 760 nt
Organism: Brassica napus (rape)
Lineage: Eukaryota; Viridiplantae; Streptophyta; Magnoliopsida; Brassicales; Brassicaceae
Product: MLP-like protein 31
Exons: 2
Coding region: 124-609 (161 amino acids)
Biological process (GO): defense response
Source: RefSeq, a predicted model, not a curated record